Molecule: messenger RNA, 9803 nt
Organism: Equus quagga
Lineage: Eukaryota; Metazoa; Chordata; Mammalia; Perissodactyla; Equidae
Gene: MXRA5
Product: matrix remodeling associated 5
Exons: 7
Coding region: 143-8698 (2851 amino acids)
Cellular component (GO): extracellular region
Molecular function (GO): protein binding
Source: RefSeq, a predicted model, not a curated record
GGGGAAGUCUCUCGGCGACCGUAAUAAAAGGGCGCCGGCUCGCCCUGCCGCGCUGGGAAGCCGUGCUGCCGCGCCCCCGGCCCCGGGAAGGGCAUGGCCCCGGCGGACCCCCGGCGGUGACUUGCGCGCCCCGGCCCAGUGGAUGCUCCGGGCGCACCGCUCCCGUUUUUGGCGGCUUCCGAAGGACAGGUAUUCCAGGAUGAGGCACCCCGACAAGAUGCCAACGCGGGCGCACUGGCGAGUACUCUCCGUGGUGCUGAUUCUGGUCUGGGGACAUCCUCCAGCGGCACUCGCCUGCCCUCACCCUUGCGCCUGCUAUGUUCCCAGCGAGGUCCACUGCACGUUUCGCUCCUUGGCUUCCGUGCCAGCUGGAAUUUCUAAACAUGUGGAAAGAAUCAAUUUGGGAUUUAAUAGUAUACAGGCUUUGUCAAAAACCUCAUUUGCGGGACUGACCAAGUUGGAACUGCUUAUGAUUCAUGGCAACAACAUCCCCAGCAUCCCUGAUGGGGCUUUAAGAGACCUCAGCUCUCUACAGGUUUUCAAGUUCAGCUACAACAAGCUUCGAGUAAUCACAGGACAGACGCUGCAGGGGCUCUGGAGCCUAAUGAGGCUACACAUUGACCAUAACAAGAUCGAGUUUAUCCACCCACAAGCUUUCAAUGGCUUAACAUCGCUAAGGCUGCUCCAUUUAGAAGGAAACCUGCUCCACCAGCUACACCCUGGCACGUUCUCCACAUUCACCUUCCUGGAUUAUUUCAGACUGUCCACUAUAAGACACCUCUACUUAGCAGAGAACAUGAUUAGAACUCUUCCCACGGGGAUGCUCCAGAACAUGCCACUUCUGGAGAAUCUUUACCUGCAUGGGAAUCCGUGGUCCUGUGAUUGUGACAUGAGAUGGUUUCUAGAAUGGGAUGCGAAAUCCAAAGGGAUUCUGAAGUGUAAGAAAGACAAAGCCUACGAAGGUGGUCAGUUAUGUGCCAUGUGCUCCAGUCCCAAGAAGAUGUACAAACAAGAGAUUCACAAACUGAAGGACAUCACUUGUCAGAAGCCUUCCAUAGAGUCCCCUCUGAGACAGAACAGGAGUCUUGAGGAAGAGCAGGACCAAGAGGAGGACAGCGACAGCCAGCUCUCCCUGGAAGGGUUCCAAUUCCCCCCAUGGAACAUCUCUUUGAACAUGACUGAUGAGCACCAGAACACAGUGAACUUGGUUUGUGACAUCAGGAAGCCAAUGGAUGUGUACAAAAUUCACCUGAACCAAACGGAUCCUCAAGAGAUUGAGAUAAAUGCAACAGUUGCCUUGGACUUUGAGUGUCCGAUGACCCGGGAAAACUAUGAAAAGCUGUGGAAACUGAUCGCCUAUUAUAGUGAGGUUCCUGUUAAGCUGCACCGAGAACUCACGCUCGGCACAGAUCCCAAAGUCAGCUACCAAUACAGGCAAGAUGCUGAUGAUGAUGCUCUUUACUACACUGGCGUCAGAGCCCAUAUUCUUGCAGAACCAGAAUGGGUCAUGCAGCCGUCCAUAGAUAUCCAGCUGAACCGACGUCAGAGUACGGCCAAAAAGGUGUUCCUCUCCUAUUCUUCCCACUAUUCUUUAACAAUGGCUGCCAAAGAUGCAAGGCAGUCUCGGAGCAGAAGCUGGGUGAUGAUCGAGCCGAGCGGAGCCGUGCAAAGAGCUCAGACUGUCUUGGAAGGGAGUCCGUGCCAGCUGAGCUGCAACGUAAAGGCUUCUGAGAGUCCAUCCAUAUUCUGGGUGCUCCCCGAUGGCUCUGUCCUGAAAGCACCCAUGGAGGACCAGGACAGCAAGUUCUCCAUCCUCACCAGUGGCUGGCUGAAGAUCAAGUCAACAGAUCAGUUGGACUCUGGUUUGUACCAGUGCAUUGCUCAGGUGAGGGAUGAAAUGGACCAAAUGGUGUACAGGGUUCUCGUGCAGCCACCUGCCACUCAGCCACCUGAUAGCCAUACAGUAACUAUUCAGAAGAACCCAGGGGAAUCAGUGAUGUUGCCUUGCACUGCACUGGCAAUACCUGAAGCCCGGCUUAGCUGGAUUCUUCCAAACAAAAGGAUAAUUAAUGAUUUGGCUAACACAUCAGAUGCGUACAUGUUGGCAAAUGGAACUCUUUCCAUCCCAAAGGUCCAGGUCAGUGACAGUGGUCACUACAGAUGUGUGGCCGUCAACCAGCAAGGGGUAGAUCAUUUCACUGUGGGAGUCACAGUGAGUAAGAAAGGAUCUGGCAGGUCAUCAAAAAGAGGCAGACGCCCAGGUGGGAAGGCUCAUUCCAGAGGGAGAGGAGAUGUCGUGGAGGACGAAGGGGGCUCAGGCAUGGGAGAUGAAGAUAACACUUCCAGGACAGUCCUACAUCCAAAGGACCAAGAGAUGUACAUCAAAACAAAGGAUGAUGCCACCACUGGAGGUAAGAAAACUAAGAAAGGGAGAAGAAAACUGAAACUCUGGAAGAAUUCUGAAAAGGAACCAGAGACAAACAUCGCAGAGGGUCGCAGAGUGUUCGAGUCCAGACGAAGGAUCAAUAUGGCUAGCAAGCAAAUUAAUCCAGAGCACUGGGCAGAUAUUUUAGCCAGAGUGCGUGGGAAAAACCUCCCUAAGGGAACAGAAGUCCCCUGGGGCGUUAAAACCACCACUCCUCCAUCAGUGAGUCCAGAAGAAACACCUCUUUUGCCUGUUCUUCCUCCCCCCUCAAUAUGGCCUGUGCAGACCACAACCAGUGCUGAAGAAUCCUCAGCAGAUAUGUCUUUAUUGGGUGAGGAAGAGCUGGUUUCCAGUACCGUUUCCUCAACCGAGAUGCCACUAGAACAUGGCCACGAUGGAGUAAUUCUUACUGAACCCAAAGUGACAAGCAUGCACCUGGAGGAACUCACUGAUGAUGAAUUUUCUGAGAAGACUGACGACACGUUUCCGACCGACAUUGGCUCAAACUGGGCUACAGCCACUACACUGAUAUCUGCGCCUUACGAAUCUUCUCCUACUCCACAGACCCUGGACACAGUCUAUGAAGAGCCCACCAAUGAAAACACAGCCACAGAGGGCUGGUCUACCCCAGAUGUUGGAGCCAUGUCAGAGCCUACAUCAAAUGAGUAUGAGUCUCCGUUAGAUGCCACCUCCUUAGCUGAGUCUGAGACUGUGCCAUACGUGUACCCAGAUUGGGAGACUAAUUCACGACCUAAUGAAGAUAAGAUGAAUGAACUGACCUCCACACACUUGACUCCAACCCCUACCGUGUGGGUUGCUGACUCUAAGACAUCUGAGCCAUUUGAAGACCUCAUUUUAGAAGAACCAGGUGUCCCCACACAAGUCCCUCUACAGGAACAAACAGACAACUCCCAGCUUGUGAAAGGUAGUUUAGGCACUCAAGGCAAUUCACUGAUUAAAAAGAGCACAGAGGAGAAUUUUCAGAUACAAUGGGAAGGAGAUAUGCUAGAGAGAGACCCCACAAACUCCAGAAGUCCUGAGAGUAAGAGACAGGGCGUCGAAUUCACCACUCUGCGUGACUCCACACUGGGAGUGACAGACAGCAAAGCUCUCUUCAAGCAUCCUGGGGAAACCACACUUGGCUCUCUGUUUGACAAGGAUACCUCCACAGUAGCAGUGAUGAUGCCAACCCAAAAGCCCACUUCACCAUCAGUGCUGACCACUCACCCUUCUCGAAAGAGACAGAAGGGAAGGAAAAGAUUACACCCCGACAGAUUCCGACACCGGCAUAAACAAACUCUGCCCACAACUCCCGCCCCAACGGAGACUUUCUUGACUCGACCAACUCAAGUACCUGAGGUGAAGAUUCCAUACCAAGUGGAGAGUUUGCUGGUUCCCACGUCUUGGGUUGAUGGCACAGUUGGCACCCCAAAGCAGGUGGAAAUGGGGAAGGAUGCAGAACCAGUAUCCAAAGGACCAUCACGAAGGAAACAUGGGAAGAGGCCAAAUAAACAUCGGUCUUCUACUUCUACGGUGAGGUCUCAACCUUCUGUGUCCAAUUCCAAUCCUUCUCCAGAAAGUCAACAUAACAACGUUGUUAACCCCAGUACGGACACCGUACUUUUAUCUACAAUGGCUUCUCUGAGAACUGGGGCCCCACGUGAGAUAACUAGAAAGGAAGAUUAUAUAACAAGCACAAAAGUACAUUUAUCUCAUGAUAAAUUGCAAGAGACAAUUCCAGUCACAUAUAAACCCGUGUUAGGUGAAAAGGAAAGUAAGAAUGAUGGUGUCACCAACAUCAAUGACCAUACCACUGACAGUUUAGUCCCUGGUAAGUUCGUCACUGAUGCUGUAUCACCUUCUGGCUUCAAGGUCUCCACUGUGGGAGAAUUUCAGGGAGAAUUCUCUCCUUCCCGCUCUCCAGGAACGCCAAGCUGGAAUCCCCCAAAGGCAGCCCAGCCUAGAGGGCUGCAGACAGACACACCUGUCACCAGCUCUUGGGAAACAUUUACAGACACACCUUUUUUUAAAGAGUCAGAGGAUCCAGAUUUUCCUUCCGAGUUUUCACCUUCUGUUGCAGUCUCGACACUAUUUCAGGUUGCGUCAACUACUCUCUCUAGCAUGAAAGCAGAGUCGUCUUCAGGGAAGGCAGAAACCACCUUCGGUGGUCAGGAUCAUCAGGAAACCAGUCCAGCUGAAAUUGGACCACAGAAUAUCAUCUCUACUCCUGCCCCCAGGAAGGAGCCAGCAUCCUCAGUCCCCCCCACGACUCUCGUGUUUUUGGCAGAAACCACCACGAAGCCCAUGCCUCUUACUUCAAGAACAUCCCCAACAUCAACAGGUUCCAAGGAAAAAAUUUUCUUGAAUUAUGUGGGGAUCUCGGAAACCAAAACACCCCCAGUGAAUAAUGAGGGAACUCAGCAUAUAUGGAGGCCUAAUGAAUUAUCCACCCCAUCUUCCAACCAGGACCAAUUUAACUUAACUCCCAAGCAGGAGUUAGAAAAGGAAGCAUUUGAUAGGAGGACCAAGGACAUUCUUCCUCGCGGCCCAGAUAGUCAGCAUCAGGAUGGGAGAGUCCAAGUUUUCCGUCAACCAGCCAGAGUUCCUGCCAAACCUAUCCCACCAAGAGGGACAGUGAGGCCACCAUAUGUGGCCACACAAGCCUCCUCUGGAUACAUUGUAACUGUCCAGCCCCCUCGUCACUUCACCAACAAACCAGAAAUAAUUGCCUAUCCUUCAAGGGUUUUGCCAAAGAAUAAACACUUUACGACCCCAACGUUAUCAAGUACAACAACCCCUGUUGUUCCGUGGCACAGGCCCAAACCUGGCAUUCCUAGUAAGUUAACCGACCAAGGAACUGACCGAUUUAACGGCAACUCCAAAGUCGUUGGAAAUAACAACAUCCUUGAUCUCAGAGACUCUGUUGGCAAGCCUCCAAGUUCAAGAGUUCCUCAUUAUCCCCAUGGAAGAUUCCCUUUCUUUUUCAACAAAACUCUUUCUUUCCCACAAUUGGGAGUUACUCUGAAGCCCCAGAUACCCACUUCUCCUGCCCCAGUGAUGAGAGAGAGAAAAGUCAACCCAGCUCCCUACAAUAGGAUACAUUCUCAGAGCAUCAUCCACGUGGACUUUGGACCCCCCGCCCCUCCAUUAUUGCACCCUCCCCGGACCACGGCACCACCCUCCAUGAACUUACAGAACAUCCCUCUGGUCUACUCCACCCGGAGCUCCAUCCCCAUCGUGACAUCUUCUGGCCAGCCCUCCAGAAGCUUUCAUCAGAGUAGCUCAAAGCUCUUCUCUCCUGUAGGGCCACCUGCCUCCAAAUUCUGGACGCUUGGGGAAAAGCCCCAAAUUAUCACCAAAUUCCCUCAGACUGUGUCCAUCACUGCAGAGACAGAUGCUAUGAUCCCAUGUGAGGCAACCGGGAAACCCAAGCCUUUCAUUACCUGGACAAAAGUUUCCACAGGAGCUAUUAUGACCCCGAACACCAGAGUACAACGGUUCGAAGUCCUCAAGAAUGGCACCUUCGUCAUCCGGAAGGUACAGGUGCAGGACCGUGGCCAGUACAUGUGCACAGCCAAAAACUUGCACGGUGUGGACAGGAUGGUGGUCCUGCUGUCUGUCACCGUGCAGCAGCCCCAAAUCCUAGCCUCCCACUACCAGGACGUCACCGUCUACCUGGGAGACACAAUUGCCAUGGAGUGUCUAGCCAAGGGCACCCCAGCCCCCCAAAUCUCCUGGAUUUUCCCUGACGGGAGGGUGUGGCAGACCGUGUCCCCAGUGGAGGGUAGGGUCACACUUCACGAAAACCGCACCCUGUCCAUCAAAGAGGCUUCCUUCUCAGACAGAGGUGUCUACAAGUGCGUGGCCAGCAACCCAGCCGGGGCGGACAGCCUGGCCAUUCGCCUCCACGUGGCCGCCCUGCCUCCGGUCAUCCACCAGGAGAAGACGGAGAACAUCUCGCUGCCCCCAGGGCUCAGCAUCCACAUCCACUGCACAGCCAAGGCCGCGCCCCUGCCCAGCGUGCGCUGGGUGCUCAGGGAUGGGACCCAGAUCCGCCCUUCGCAGUUCAUCAACGGGAACUUGUUUGUCUUCCCCAACGGGACGCUCUACAUCCGCAACCUGGCGCCCAAGGACAGCGGGCGCUACGAGUGUGUGGCUGCCAACCUGGUGGGCUCGGCGCGCAGGACGGUCCAGCUGACCGUGCAGCGCGCGGCGGCCAAUGCUCGCAUCACCGGGACCUCUCCGCAGAGGACCGACGUCCGCUACGGCGGGACCCUCCGGCUGGACUGCAGCGCCUCGGGGGACCCCUGGCCACGCAUCCUCUGGAGACUCCCGUCCAAGAGGAUGAUCGACGCACUCUUCAGUUUUGAUACCAGAAUCAAGGUGUUUGCCAAUGGGACCCUGGUGGUGAAAUCCGUCACAGACAAAGAUGCCGGGGACUACCUGUGCGUCGCCCGGAACAAGGUCGGUGAUGACUUUGUCGUGCUCAAGGUGAAUGUCGUCAUGAAACCAGCCAAGAUCGAGCAUAAAGAGGAGAACGACCACAGGGUGUUCUAUGGGAGUGAUCUGAAGGUUGACUGCGUGGCCACCGGGCUUCCCUACCCCGAGAUCUCUUGGAGCCUCCCUGAUGGGAGCCUGGUCAACUCCUUCAUGCAGUCGGAUGACAGUGGUGGGCGUACCAAGCGCUAUGUGGUGUUCAACAACGGGACUCUCUACUUCAACGAAGUAGGCAUGCGAGAGGAAGGGGACUACAUCUGCUUUGCGGAAAACCAGGUGGGGAAGGAUGAGAUGAGAGUACGUGUCAAGGUGGUGACCGAGCCCGCCGCCAUCCGGAAUAAGACAUACUCUGUGGUCCAGGUCCCCUAUGGGGAUGUGGUCACUGUAGCAUGUGAGGCCAAGGGGGAGCCCACACCCAGGGUGACGUGGCUUUCUCCAACCAAUAGGCUGAUCCCCACAUCCUCAGAUAAGUAUCAGAUAUAUCAGGAUGGCACUCUCCUUAUCCAGAAAGCUCAGCGGUCAGACAGCGGCAACUACACCUGCGUGGUCAGGAACAGUGCCGGGGAGGACAGGAAAAUGGUCUGGAUCCACGUCAAUGUCCAGUCGCCCAAGAUCAACGGGAACCCUGACGCCAUCACCACUGUGCGGGAGAUUGCCGCCGGGGGGAGUCGGAAACUCAUUGACUGCCAAGCAGAAGGCAUCCCCACGCCAAGAGUGCUGUGGGCCUUUCCCGAGGGCGUGGUUCUGCCGGCUCCCUACUAUGGGAACCGGAUCACUAUCCAUCGCAACGGCACCCUGGACAUCAGGAGUCUGAGGAAGAGCGACUCCGUGCAGCUUGCGUGCAUUGGCCGCAAUGAGGGGGGUGAAGCCAGGUUGAUUGUCCAGCUCACGGUCUUGGAGCCAGUGGAGAAGCCCAUCUUCCAUGACCCCGUCAGUGAGAAGAUUACCGCCAUGGCCGGCCACACCAUCAGCCUCAACUGCUCAGCCGCGGGGACCCCAACACCCACGCUGCUGUGGGUCCUUCCCAAUGGGACGGAGCUCCAGAGUGGCCAGCAGCUACAGAGAUUCUACCACAAGGGCGACGGCAUGCUGCACAUCAGCGGUCUCUCCUCCAUCGAUGCCGGGGCCUACCGCUGCGUGGCCCGCAACUCCGCGGGCUACACCGAGAGGCUGGUCUCUCUGAAGGUGGGGCUGAAACCCGAAAUGAGCAAGCAGUACCACAAUCUGGUGAGCAUCAUCAACGGCGAGACCCUGCAGCUGCAAUGCCUCCCUCCAGGGGGCCGGGAGGCACACUUCUCAUGGACGCUCCCCAACGGCAUGGUCCUGGAGGGCCCCCAAGCACGAGGACGCUUUUCCCUUGGGGAAAAUGGCACCCUCACCGUGCGCGACGCCUCAGUGUUUGACAGGGGCACCUACGUGUGCAAGGCGGACACGGAGUAUGGCCCUUCUGUCACGAACUUCCCAGUUAUUGUGAUCGCAUACCCUCCCCGGAUCACCAGCGAGCCAACGCCCGUCAUCUACACCCGGCCCGGGAAUACCGUCAAGAUGAACUGCAUGGCCAUGGGGAUUCCCAAAGCUGAAAUCACCUGGGAGCUGCCUGACAAAUCGCAUCUGACUGCCGGGGCACAGGCCCGUCUGUAUGGGAACAGGUUCCUUCACCCACAAGGAUCAUUAACCAUCCAGCAGGCCACACAGAGAGACGCCGGCUUCUACAAGUGCACCGCGAAGAAUAUCCUGGGCCGUGACUCCAAAACAACUUACAUCCACGUCUACUGAAACACUUGCCGGAGAACGUGGACUCCACGGUCGUUGCUUAGGACCUUAGAACAAAGCCUCCUUUGCAAGGAAAGCCGGGGCAGAGAUUCAGAGCCCUAAAAAGAUGUGUCACGGGCGUGGUGGCGCCCCCUAUAGGAUUCAGGUUCACGUUGACUUUGACCUAUGCUUGUUGGCGAAAGGAAGCAAUCAGACAUUGGAAAGAGGGGUCUGCCUCUCUGGGGACUUUCUUUUCUAUUUCCAGGAUGCCAUGCGCUCUUGUCUGGCGUUUCACAGACAUGGGCACAAAUCUGUGUUGCAAAUAGCACCCUGAUGCUUUAAUGAGCAUCUGUAGGAUCCCUAAGGAGCAGUCACUGAAAAUAAACAUAGAGAUUAACUGUGCCUUGCCACCCUGUUGAAGAUGCACCACCUAGUUAACCCAUUGCUGUUUUAACAUGAUAGAACAUUCUAGAAUGAGUACCCAUCUUUCAGUUAUUGCCUCUGUCACUUCAAAACUCCAAUUUGCCCAGUAAGGGCUUAGAACCAGAGUGAUCGAUCUUUUUUUUUUUGUAAUGUACAAGUUGCAUACAAUACAGCUACCAUUUUAUAUGAAAGAACUCUUUUUCCCUGGAACUCACUUUUUUAAUAGUUAUAUAUAUAUAUAUAUAUAUUUCUUUCUAAUCAGACGAUGAGACUGGAAAGAGAAAGAAAUACUUUCUGUCUCGUUAAGAAAUAAUAAAUUAUUGGUCUUUACAAGACUUGGAUACAUUAAAGCAGGCAUGGAAAUGCAAUUAUAAAAACAUUCGUCCCCAACUUCCUUCAAAUUCAGUAACUGCUAUUAUAUUACCAUUCACAGGAACCCCACAGGGAGGGAGGCUGGAAUCUUGGAUUUCCUUGUUUAUGAAGUUUAUCUUGAGAGCUGUGGUAGGGGGAGAGGAGAGAAAGGAGAGAGCUAAGUCAUCACCCCACAGAAUGAAUCCAGAGCCUUCCAGAAAAGUCCAGAAACAUCUCUCUCCCUGUCAGUUUGUGCCCACAGAAAGUAGGAGACCUGUCAUUUCCAUGACUGCUUUACUGUAUUUUUAAGGUCAAUAUAAUGUACAUUUGAUAAUAAAAUACUAUUUUCCAAACA